Messenger RNA from Motacilla alba alba, 1355 nucleotides. It is a transcript of the gene NUDT6, whose product is annotated as nudix hydrolase 6. Bases 40 to 903 code for a protein of 287 amino acids. The transcript is spliced from 5 exons. Lineage: Eukaryota; Metazoa; Chordata; Aves; Passeriformes; Motacillidae. The record is from RefSeq and is a predicted model, not a curated record. Gene Ontology annotation, molecular function: NADH pyrophosphatase activity; ADP-ribose diphosphatase activity; NAD binding.
CCGCCCCGGGGGCGGCCGCUCCCCGCCCCGCUCGGCGCCAUGGCGGGCCCGUGGCGGGGGCUGAGGAGGGCGCGGGGCUGGGCGGCCCUGGCGGGGCUGCGGGCGAGGACAGACAAGUUCGGGGGUGUGAGCGUGGAUCUGGGCGAGCUGCGCGGCUCCCCGCGGCUGGACCGGGCCGCCUUCGGGCGGUGGCUGCUGGAGUCCGUGUCUCAGUGGCGGGAUGAAGGCCGUGUUGCUGUCUGGCUCCAUGUCCCCAUCCUCCAGAGCAGUCUUGUGGCAGUGGCUGCUUCCCAAGGCUUUGCUUUCCACCACGCUGAGCAGGGCUCGUCCACCCUGACGCUGUGGCUGGGAGAGGGGCCCAGCAGAUUGCCAGGGUUUGGCACACACCAGGUGGGGGUUGCAGGUGCUGUUCUAGAUGAAAGCACUGGAAGGGUGUUGGUUGUACAAGACAGAAAUAAGACUAUAAACGCAUGGAAAUUUCCAGGAGGUCUGUCUAAUCCAGGAGAAGACAUUGGAGACACAGCAGUUCGAGAGGUUUUUGAAGAGACUGGCAUCAAGUCAGAGUUCAAGUCCAUCCUAAGCAUCAGGCAGCAACACGAGCACCCUGGAGCCUUCGGGAAGUUAGACAUGUACAUCAUCUGCCGCAUGGAGCCCACCUCCUUCCACAUCAGCUUCUGCCAGCACGAGUGCCUCCGGUGCGAGUGGAUGGACCUGGAGGAGCUGGCCAGGACGGAAAACACCACUCCCAUCACCAGCAACGUGGCCAAGCUCCUACUGUUCGGGUACCGGGAAGGGUUUGAUAGGAUUGACAUAACCAUGAGGGAGUUCCCAGCUGUGUACACAGGCCUGUUCUACAAGCUCUACCACAGGGAGCUGCCCGAGUCCUACAGAAACAUGACAUGAUAGCAAUACAUUUCACAUUUCCUUAUAGUAAUAAUUUAGAACUAUUGCAGUGUUGCAUAUUAUAGUUAUCUGUGGACUUAUUUUUAGGUAAUUAUUAGAACAUAAUUAUUCUCUAAUAAGCUACGAUAUAAAUUAUUUUUAAAGGUAAUAAUUGCUAUGAGUGUGCAUCAGGUUUGUUCUCCUCUACUCCAUAAAGCAAGCAUAAAGUAAAUAAAAUACAUAGGUACCUAGAAGAAAACAAAAGUGUUACUGAUCCUGAAAAUAUAUUCUGCAAGUCAUUUUACCUCCACACACACUGGCACAAUAGGUUUAAAGAGCAAUAUAAGGACAGUAUGAAACAUUCAUGGUUUAAUCUGGUAUCUGUAAAAGUAGUUAAGAGUAUCAGCAAGUAAUUGCUUAUAUUUGGCUACUUUGGAGAGGAGUAGGAAAGGCAACAUCUUUCGUGCUGUGUG